This is a messenger RNA of Suillus subaureus, 1193 nucleotides long. RefSeq lists its product as uncharacterized. The transcript has 6 exons. The record is from RefSeq and is a predicted model, not a curated record. Lineage: Eukaryota; Fungi; Basidiomycota; Agaricomycetes; Boletales; Suillaceae. The coding region runs from base 1 to 1164 and encodes 387 amino acids.
AUGCCAGCAUUUCUCUAUGUCGUUUGCAUUCUGACCCUGGGCCUUGCUGCAGUGUCUGCUGCCAACUGCCGCAAGAUACAUAUCGCUCCCCUCCUUGCGUCAAUCUCACCAGAUGCCAUCUCACGGGUUCUUUCUGACCUCGCUAGCUUUUGUGCUGUUGCAGCCACAUCGGUUUCAUCUGCGACGAAUGAGGCACAAGUCGACAGCAAGCUGGAUCUAGUUGGCCUACAUCAGGCAUCUCAUACGAUCGUUCGCGUUACCGGCUUUUCGGUAUUGAUGAUAGCCGAUAUUACUUGGACAUUCCUGUCAGCGUAUUCAGUCAUGAUGCAGCUCCUGUGGCUUUUCUUUGAAAGUCUCAUCGUCGUUGACGACGCCCAGAUAGAAACCAAAACGCUUCACCUCGACGCCUUUGUCGCCGACGCUUUCUCAUUCUCUACUCCUCGAGCUCCAAUGACACCUAUUCCUCUUGCACCAGCAUCUUCUCCAUCAGGCCCUGUGCCACCGGGUCCUGCACAACAUUUCACUAUGAUACGCGAUGCUGCAGUUGCUAUUGUUGAUCGACUCGAAUUAUACGCGAAAGAUUUACUUAAACUUAAAGCUGCUUUUGAACAGGUGAUACGAAAGCUCGAUAGUAUGCAACAUGUGUUUGAUGAUGUAGUAAUGAGGUUCAAUGGCAUGGAGGAGACACUUGAUAGGUUAGGGGAGAGGGUUAAAGGUAUGGGAGAGACACUCGAUUAUAUUGGGGAGAUGUCUGGUGUCAUGGUUAAGACGGUCGAUGGCAUGGAUGAGAUGUUUAAUGAUAUUGUAAAAAAGGUCUGUGCGUUGGAGGAGAAGAUCAAAGUGAUGGAGAAGAGGGUCCAUGAACAGAUCAGUGGCAACGGAUUGUGGCCAAUUCGACUUUACAAUCAUCAACGCUCAUUGGAUGAGUCAUUGGAAUGGCCUUCCGUCUUUAAUCCUCCCUAUCCAGCUGGGAAGCCCAGUACUCUUGCGGAACUCCAAUCAAUGAAUGCUGGGAUGUGUAUGGCUCUCGUCGCUGCUUUACACCUUCCAACCCCUCCUGUUCCAAUUCCGCCCCCACUCGAGUGGAGGAGAAAGCAAAUAAUUAAUUACCUUGGAUGUGCGGAAUUUGACUCAAUGAGUCAUUCCAUUGUGUUGUAUUACUGAUACCAUUAUCCUCGUGUUUGUUAUAGAGA